Molecule: messenger RNA, 716 nt
Organism: Alligator sinensis (Chinese alligator)
Lineage: Eukaryota; Metazoa; Chordata; Crocodylia; Alligatoridae
Gene: CUNH22orf39
Product: chromosome unknown C22orf39 homolog
Exons: 3
Coding region: 16-354 (112 amino acids)
Source: RefSeq, a predicted model, not a curated record
ACGUAGACCUGCCGCAUGUGCCAAGUCAUCGUCACCGGCAGCUUUGCACUUUCUUGCCAGCCGCCACGAACCUGUGACGAUUAUUGGUCCGAAUGGAAACACUGCAAGGGCAUCCAAAACCUCUUCCAUCACUACUACACGUUCGGAGAGGCGCCUUCCUGCGCUCAGUGGAAAACGGACUACAAGGACUGCAGAGAGUGGGAGAAAAACAAGAGUGCACACGCUAAGGAAUCUCUCUGUAAGAGUGAAAGAGCCCGGAUUCUGGAGAAACAGAAACAUGCUCCUGUGUGGAAGCUGAGAAAAGACCCGCCAGCUGAUUGGUACCUUCCACUUCAUGAAAACAAACCAGAGUAGUAAUAGUAAUAGCCGUGUUUGGCCCUUUCAUAACGGAAGACGAGAAAGGUUCACGCAGUCUUUUCCACUGAGAGAUGCAGAAGCUACAAAACUCUAGCAUCUGAUCAAGUCACGUCAGCUUAUUUUUGUUCCCAUUGGCCAACCGCUUGACUAGUACCCAGUUUGGAGUACAUUUAAUGUUUUUUAACACGUCUUCCUGAGAUGUAUUUAAGGGUACAGUCAGGGUGGCAAACACCAAAGAUGCAGUAGAUCUGCAUUUUGCUCUGGUGAAAUUUUUCUUAGGUGGUGUUGUGUUUUUUGUAAACGAGUUUGCUGAAAUAUUAAAAGCAACCAUAAAAAUAAAAUUGUAAAUGGCAUCCACA